AAAAAAAAAAAAAAAAGUGAAUCACAAAGCAAAAUGAUCUUAUAACAUAAUUAGGCAGUCGUAAAUAUAUUAUGGAUCAAACUUUACCAUUUAAAUAUGUAUCAUCAGAUGAAGAAAGUAGAAGUUUAGAAACAGUUGAUGUUUAUGUUAGUGAUGUGAAACCAGAAGAAACUGGACCAAUUAUAAAAUUUAUAAAAAAAUAUUGUCCUCGAGAAGGAAUUUUGGAUCAUGUUAAAAGAAUUAAGAAAACUUCUCAUGAUAAAGGAUUUACAUUAACAGUAUUAAUAUGUUCAGUUGAAUCAAUUACUUUUACAGAUUUAAUAGCAUUAAUAAAAAAUCAUAAUCUUAAUUCAAUACUUAAACCUCGUAUUCAACAAGUUUGUAAAUAUCCUGCUAUUACACGUACUCAAUUUGACGAAUGGAGAAAAUUAUGGCCAAUCAAUUUUAUUGAAGAUCCGAAAAGAGAAUUAAAAUUCACUUUAAAAGAAAUAGAAAAUAUAGAACAAUAUAUGGAAAGAGCUAUUAAAUUAUCUAUUCAAGCAAAAUUAAAGGGAGAAAUACCGAUUGGAUGUAUAAUGAUUGAUCCAAAAAAUAAUGUUAUAUUAUCAGAAUCUUUUGAUACUCGCAAUUCAACAAAACAUCCACUUAGUCAUGCUAUACUUAACUGUAUAAAUAAUGUAGCUUCUUUGGAAAAAUCAAAUUAUUUAGAAAAAUCAAACAAAAUUGAAAUUAUUCAAAAACAAAAAAAACAACCAGUUGAUGUAGUAAUAAAUAUUAAUAGUGAAAGUUUUUCUUAUCAACAAAAUAAUAAUGAAAGUAAAACUACAUACCUAUGUAAAGGUUUUGAUAUAUUUAUUACUCAUGAACCAUGUAUAAUGUGUUCAAUGGCACUUGUACAUUCAAGAAUUGGUCGAGUAUUUUAUGGUCAUUCAAAUAAAGUGUCAGGUGGAUUAGGUUCUUGUUAUAAAAUUCACACUCAUAAUUCACUCAAUCACCAUUUCAAAGUAUUUAAAGGAUUGCUACAACAUAAAAUUGAUGACUUGUCAAUUGAUUGUUAAUUUAAAAUAAAAUGUAAUAAAUUAAUGUGAUAUAUUUGUAAAUGCAAAAAUUUAUUAAAAUUGACGUACAAGUUA
Molecule: messenger RNA, 1133 nt
Organism: Rhizophagus irregularis DAOM 181602=DAOM 197198
Lineage: Eukaryota; Fungi; Glomeromycota; Glomeromycetes; Glomerales; Glomeraceae
Source: RefSeq, a predicted model, not a curated record